CGUUUUAUAUGUGCGUUCCAUUAAAAACGUCAACUUCAUUGCUGCAUUAAAUCCUUUUCCAGUUUUUCUUAGAAGUUUGCAUAUACAUGCAUGAAAUGAAUAUCUUUUAUGAGAAAUGUUGUGUCCUUAUAAAAGCUUUCCGCAAUAAUUGUUGAGGAAUGUAUUUUCAUCCAUGUUUGAGUUGACAGAUGAACCUUGUUUUUCCGAUAUCAAAAAUGGAAAAGUUUAAUCUAUGACUUAACCUUAAUUUUGAACUUGUUAAAGAAUUUUGGUUAUUUCUUAUCAGAAUUUUAAAUUAGUAAGAAGUCCGAAAAAAAUAAUGGCUUUACGGGUUACUCAUUUGUGGAAAUGUAGUAAAUACAUUAAUGAGAAUAUUCAGAUGAUGUCCAGGUCAUUAUUGACUUCCAACCUGAGGUACAACACUGAAGCAGCAGAAAAAGAAAAAUCUUCAGAAAACCAGGCUCCUCCAGCAGCCGAAGGAAAGCCAAAUAACAUGGAAGAUAAAUCCAAUGCUAUUACAGAACAUCUGAACAAGAAAAUUUUGGAUCUUACAGAAAAAAAUAAUGACUUAACGGACAAAUAUAAAAGAGCACUUGCAGAUGGUGAAAAUAUGAGGCAGCGUUUAACAAAACAAAUAGCAGAUGCUAAAAUAUUUGGAAUUCAAAGCUUCUGUAAAGAUCUCUUAGAUGUAGCAGAUGUUUUAGCGAAGGCAACUGAAACUGUGCCCAAAAAUGAACUUAAUGAGAAAAAUCCCCACUUAAAGACCUUAUAUGAAGGACUGGUUAUGACAGAAGCACAAAUGAAAAAUGUUUUCAAAAGAUAUGGUCUUGAACCUGUUAAUCCUGUAAAUGAGAAAUUUGAUCCAAAUUACCAUGAAGCUCUUUUCCAACAAGAAGUACAAGGAAAGGAGCCUGGGACAGUUGUAGUUGUAUCCAAAAUUGGUUAUAAACUUCAUGAUAGAGUGCUCAGACCAGCUCUUGUAGGUGUAUCAAAAUAGUAUACUAGAAAUUAAUUUGUGAUUACUUAUUUCAAUUCUUGUUACUUAUAUGUUGAAAUAAAUAUAAUAUAUACCGGGAAAUGAUCAAUGUCACAUUUGUUAUUUGUGGUGAAAAUUAAUUUAUACGUAAAAUCAAAUCUAAGUGAUGAAGAUUCAGACUUCUGUCGGACAUCAAGUUGCAUUGAUAUAAUUUCAACUCUAUCCGACCAUUGUCGACUUUCUUCUUAACCUCAAAUAAAUAGAUGUAACUCAUGUAGAAAGAACACAGACUGAUGUUAUUAAGUUUGUCUAACUCAGAUUAAAGAAAUGUACAAAUUUUA
Harmonia axyridis is the source of this 1317-nucleotide messenger RNA. RefSeq names its product grpE protein homolog, mitochondrial (gene Roe1). Gene Ontology annotation, cellular component: PAM complex, Tim23 associated import motor. NCBI's taxonomy places the organism in Eukaryota, Metazoa, Arthropoda, Insecta, Coleoptera, Coccinellidae. Gene Ontology annotation, biological process: protein folding; protein import into mitochondrial matrix. The record is from RefSeq and is a predicted model, not a curated record. Gene Ontology annotation, molecular function: protein homodimerization activity; adenyl-nucleotide exchange factor activity; protein-folding chaperone binding. The coding region runs from base 320 to 997 and encodes 225 amino acids. The transcript is spliced from 4 exons.